This is a messenger RNA of Plasmodium inui San Antonio 1, 3309 nucleotides long. RefSeq lists its product as hypothetical. Lineage: Eukaryota; Apicomplexa; Aconoidasida; Haemosporida; Plasmodiidae. The record is from RefSeq and is a predicted model, not a curated record. The transcript has a single exon. The coding region runs from base 1 to 3309 and encodes 1102 amino acids.
AUGACAGAGGGACACGAAGCAAAUGUAGACGUGAACCCAUACAAGGAAGACCCAAAUGACUGCUACAAAGAGGAACAUGAGAAAGACCAGUUAGACAAGUACAUAAUAAAAAUGGGAGACAUUACUGGAAAGAGUAACCUGAUGGAGAACAAAGAUUUUUACCGAGCCAAGUAUGACAUGAUCACGACAGAUUCCAUCUCAACGACAACGGAGGAAGUUUCCUGUCCUUUCCCCCUCGAGGGGAAGGGCCACGAUAAGGAAGGGCUGCGCAUUUCGGAGGAGGGAGAGUACGAGGGUGCUUCUCACCACCUGGCGCUGGAUGAUCAAGAGUCCACCAAAGUUGACAACGGGGGGAGUAGCGACAGGAGCGGUAGCAGCAGCGGAAGAAGUUCCGAGGGGAUAAGCGACGGAGGAGGCACAGGAAAUGGCGCCAGAAGCGGCGACGUCAGUAGCUUGGGCAAAACCGAUUGGGCUAUGGGAAGUACCGCGUCGAGUGUGCCCAAAAUAGACGCGCCGAAAUUUUGUGACUAUAAAGAUCUAUACCCAGUUGGACACACCAAACUGACAAGAGCUAGCGAGCCUUCCUUAAUUAGCAAAAAUGAAUUGAGCACAGGGAAGGAGGAUCAGUGCGAUAGUUUUUUAUCCUCAUUUAAGACCCCCGCGAGUGGCAACAUUACACACCAGACAGAUGGGAGGCUCCACGAUUAUGCAUCUGUGCUAAGUGGAAAAGAAAACGAAAACAAUAAUCAAAGUAUGAGGAAGAAUACACCCGUGUCGGAGUUGCCAAAUGAAAGCACCACUUCGUUACGCCCACAUGUGUACCCUUCUUACGUCUCCAAUCAAGUCAACCAUGUGAUGAGUAGGAAUAAUUUCCCCCAUAUGUUUAACGGGCUCAGUAUGACCACAACAGUCGGAGGACAGAGAAACUUUGGAGCAGAGGGGGAUUAUACGAGGAUGCUCCUUCGAGGAAAUGCCCCCCAUAUCCAUUGUGCGCAUAAGAGUGGAAAUAAAAAUAGCCUUAACGUUUUUCAUUUGAAGAAUGGCGGCUGGUGUGCACAUGGGAUGUGUCAGGAAGGCAGGGCGAGAAGCCCCUCCAUGGGGAGUACCGCCAACCUGAUUAGAGGAGAGGCUGAUUUGGAAAGGUUUGUCGGAAGCGUAAGUAGUGGGAGUGGCAUAAACGGGGUGAGAAACGAGGAAAUGACCCGAAAUGGAGAAGCCGUGACAAAGGAGAUCAGCCUGAAAAACGAAACCAGCGUGAGGAACGAGAUCAACCAGAGAAGUGCCAACAGCUGCAGAUGCAGCAAAGGGGGGUGUACGCACAGAUUGGCCUUGAACGGAAUAGGCAACAAUCUGCGCAACGUUAGUCGCACGGAAAAUUUGAAAAGCCUAAGUUGCCAGAACGGCGGCAUGUACCACCUCAGUGUAAGAAUGAACAAACUGAGGAGUAGCACGGCUGUGUUGAGUGACCCACGGGAGGCGCCCCCCAUGUUGUCCGUGCAGACAAUGCCACUGUUGCGUGGUACACAUCCGAUGCAUCCAGGGCAUCCGAAACACGAGGCAGCGCAUCAGCUACACCCAGCGCAUCUGCAACACGAAGCGGCGCGUCUGCAACACGAAGCGUCGCAUCUGCAACACGAAACAGCUCAUCCGAUACACGAAGCAGCGCAUCCGAUACACACAGCAUCGCCGAGCCCCCCCAACAACGCCGCGCAUCUGCCGGAAGGGAACCUAACUCAUAACCCCAAAGUGGAGGAUAAAAAGAAACUAACGAGUGUAAAUGGGGGCGACGUCAAGGUGCCAGCGAUGACACAUCCGCAUGUGAUGAACAGCGUGGAGAAUGCCAACGUGAGAUUGAAUUCGAGCCGCUAUCUCAGUAGAAGCUGCUUUGGUGGUUGCCAUGCGGUAGUGGAUGCGAUUAGGGAAGGCCCCCACCGCGUGGGAAGAAGUCGCAGCUUUAUGGGCAUGAGUUUCGACAGGGACAUGGGUCCACACUUCCAGGGGAUGCUGCUGCCUCCCAGUGGUUGCCGCGUUCCAGGCAGCGCGGUUCCAAUCCGAGGCGACACUAGGAGAGCCAGCUUCAGCGGAGGGAUCUGUGGAGAUGUCUGCGGAGGCGCCAGCGGAGGGAUCUGCGGGAACGUGAACGUACCUUUUAGCGGACCUUUCAGUGGAAUCAUGGGUAGGGACUGCCCUGUGCACACAUGCAAAGGAGGAGGGUCGCUAAAAAAACGGAGCGGCUGCAGCUGUGCUGGAGGCUGCGUUUGUGCUGGUUGCAGUGGAUCCGGCGUUUGCUGCGGUUGCGGAAUGGCCAUCUUGAAAAAUCCGUCAAGCAGACAGAGAGGCUUAACGGGGCCAUAUAAAAAAGUGAAUGAAGAACACUGCAAAGUGGUAAGAACUAUGGUACCGAGGAGGCAUUUUAUUGGCUGCAAACAUAUGAAUAACUGGAUUGGUGCUUCUGAGAGUAAACAUCGAGGGAAGAAUGAUAAGAGAAGACCAUCAUACACAGCGUCCUCCCUGAGGAGUGCCAUAGACAAGCCAAACGAAGAGGUGAACAAGGAAAAGGAAGUGCAGCCACUUGACGUAGUAAUGAAGCAAGUAAGUAAAACCGUCAGUGGAAAAAAGAAAAAAGUCCUAUCAACCAGGUUCGAAAUAAAAGCGUUCCUUCUUAACACAAUGAAGGCCAUCGGAAUUGUACAAGCCAAGUGGAAGCUCAAAAAUUUCGGGAUGUAUUUCUGGUUUCACAUUAAGUGUAUCGAAAAGGAAAGGGAUCUCAAUUUUUAUGUCAAAUUUUUCGAUUCCUUGUUUGAAAUAAUGACAGGGAAAGGAAUUCAUUUUCAACAGAACGAUCUGCACUUCCUUGUGAAUGUUUUCAAGGAUUUCCAUAUCUAUGACUGUAAAAAUAUUUUGAGGACAAGUUUAAAGAUUCUGAACAAGUACGCCAAGAGGAAGUGCAAAGAUUUUUCCAUUCUGGAGGAUGCCGAGGAGGACAUCCUGGAUGUGAACAGGGCGUUGUUGCUCGGAGGGGCGGCGGGGAGCACCGGAGGAGGCGCUGACUCGUCCGAAACCGCGGCAGCAACCAGCGCAGCAACCAGCAGAACAACCGAAGCAACCGGAGGGGGCACCGGGACGGGCACCUCCAUUCCUGCACCCCCGAGCAGCAGCAACUUCUUCGACGUCCUCUUUACUUCGCUCAAGGAAAAUCACGACGCGCUGCAGAAAGUCGGCCAGGAGAAAUUGUACCUCUCCAACAUACUUUCCAAUUUUAACGAAUUGAACUAUGCCGAAUUGUCUCAUUUGUUUUUGAGGAAAUGA